This is a messenger RNA of Megalobrama amblycephala (Wuchang bream), 1733 nucleotides long. It is a transcript of the gene harbi1, whose product is annotated as harbinger transposase derived 1. The transcript is spliced from 3 exons. NCBI's taxonomy places the organism in Eukaryota, Metazoa, Chordata, Actinopteri, Cypriniformes, Xenocyprididae. The coding region runs from base 99 to 1145 and encodes 348 amino acids. The record is from RefSeq and is a predicted model, not a curated record.
GUGGCGGUAAAUACACCUUAAGCUGGUUUACCAUCCGCCAAUAAAAUCAAAAGAAGAAGAACAACAACAACAAUAACCGGUCGACCUGAGCGUGUGGAAUGGCAAUCUCUAUUGCAAUUCUAGACUGUGACCUGCUGCUGCAUGGUCGUGGGCACAAAACACUAGAUCGAUUUGAUAUAGAGACAGUGUCGGAUGAAUUUCUGCUGACGACAUUCGGCUUCCCACGUGAGUUCAUUUAUUACCUGGUGGAACUUCUGAAGGACAGCUUGUUGAGACGGACACAGAGGUCACGAGCCAUCAGCCCGGAUGUUCAGAUACUUGCAGCGCUGGGAUUCUACACAACAGGGUCCUUCCAGAGCAAGAUGGGAGAUGCGAUCGGCAUCAGCCAGGCCUCCAUGAGUCGUUGUGUUUCUAAUGUUACUAAAGCUCUGAUUGAGAAAGCACCAGAGUUUAUUGGCUUCACUAGGGAUGAGGCCACCAGGCAGCAGUCUAAAGAGGAGUUUUACCGAAUAGCAGGGAUUCCCAAUGUCAUGGGAGUAGUGGACUGUGCACACAUAGCCAUUAAAGCUCCCAAUGCAGAUGAUUCUUCUUAUAUAAAUAAAAAAGGAUUUCACUCAAUCAAUUGCCAGUUAGUGUGCGAUGCCAGAGGACUGCUGCUGAGUGCUGAGACACAUUGGCCGGGUAGUCUGACUGACAGAGCUGUCUUCAAGCAGUCCAGUGUGGCAAAGCUGUUUGAAGAACAAGACAAUGACGAAGGCUGGCUUUUAGGUGACAACCGUUACCCUCUAAAGAAGUGGCUGAUGACUCCAGUGCAGAGUCCGGAGUCUCCUGCUGACUACCGCUAUAACCUGGCCCACACAACGACACACGAGAUUGUGGACCGCACGUUCAGAGCCAUUCAGACACGUUUCCGAUGCCUGGAUGGGGCAAAGGGUUACUUGCAGUAUUCCCCAGAGAAAUGCUCCCAUAUCAUCCAGGCCUGUUGCGUGCUACAUAACAUUUCCCUGCAGUCCGGCCUUGAUGCCUGGACUUUUGAGAGGACUGAGGCCACGGACCAAUCAGGGGAGGAUAUCGAUCCCACUGACAGUGUCGACCCAGAGGCUCUGAGAGUUCGACAGGAACUCAUCCAAAAUCAUUUCAGCUAGGAUAUAAUACAGGAUUCACCGUGUAAUUGUUUUAAAGAUACAAUUCCAUUGUCUUCCUGUAUUCUAACAUUUUGUUAAGGGAUAGUGAAUGAAAAUUAGAAUUGUCACUUUUCAUUUAUACACCCUUAUGUCGUUCCAAACUUGUAUGACUUUCUUCUGUGGAAAACAAAAGAUGAUAUUUUGAAGAAUGUUGGUAACCAUUGAUUCUAUUGUAUGGACAAAAAAAAAUACACUUAGAUGUUUCUCGAAAUAUCCUAUUAAUGUUCCACAGAAGAAAGUAAGUCAUACAGUUUUAGAAUGACAUGAGGGUGAGUAAAUGAUGAUGAAUUUUCAUUUUUGGGUGAACUAUCCCUUUAUGAAUGUAUUGUCUGUCACUCUGUGUUGUGAUCCUGUGAACGAACACACGCACAAAAUGCAAAGCCGGAGCCUUUUUUAACUUAAGUAAUUUACUAGUACUUUAGGACUGAGAUGAAAAUAGACCAGGGCUUUUAUUACAAAUUAUUGUCAUUUUAACAUUCUUUUUUAUAUUUUACUUUAAAAAUCAUUGACUUGUAAAAAGAAAAAAAAAUAAAUAACAACUCAACAGUA